AGUGGUCGUAGUUAAUCUAGAAGUGUCUUUCAUGUUGGUAGUACAUUAUGAUUUUUAGUUGAAGUGUCCUUACUUAUUUGGUAUUGAAUUUGAAACAGUUGAAUUUAUUGGGAGAAAUGGCGCCAUCAUUGUGGGCUAAGACUGGAUUCCAAAUAUGUAUUUUUGUCAGUUUCUUAUUAUUUGCAAUUCUCAUAAUAAGCACUGCUUUUCUACACAUUUACUUAGCAAUAAAACAAGAUGAACUUCUUAUGAAAGUGAACCAAACAGAAGAUAUGCAGACUGAUUCUGAAAUCACUUCAGCUGGUGAUGAAAUGCUCCCUGAUCUGCCUCGAACUGGCAUGCAGUCUAAUUUUGUAAAUACUGCUGAUUCUGAUCCCCCUGCCAUAGCGGAUGGAUCUGGCUCUAAAUAUGAACCAUAUGGACAGCUACCAACACCAUUCGCUGCUAAGGAACUAUCCAGUGUGGACAGAUUUAUCAACAACAAUAAAAAGUUCCAUUCAAAGAUAAAUUCUCCUGGUCAAAAUAUGGUAAUGGAUCCUGUAGGUUCUUUUUUGAAAAUGGCCAAAGACCUCAAUGCAGACCAAAAUUCUAUUGAAAAAGCUGCCAAAAUCAUACAGAGACUCAAAAGAUCUGCACCUAUUUCACCAUCUUUUUAUAGGAAUGUUGUAAAAAAUCGCAAAAAUGCAGCAUUCAACAGAUUGCAUCGCAAAUCCUAUUUACAUAGUGUUCCUAUUCUCAAGAAUGCUUUUAAAAAUAGCUUUGUUGGGUAUCCAGCCUUUUAUGGUUUAUGGUCCAAAGGUAGCCCUUCUCGUAAUCUUGUUCAGAAUAGAGAAUCCUUACGCCAAUCUGAAGAUGACUUGACUGGUAAUAACAAUGCACAUCCAUUGUCAAUGAACAGCAUUUUGAAAGAAAUGAUGACUUUGAAAGGAAGUGGUGCAAAAAUGGGUAAACCCAGUGAAAACCAUCCAUUUUAUGGGGGAAAAUAUCGUCUUCAAUUUGCAAACCCGUUACUACAAGAAGCCACUACAAAUCCAAUGUCAACAAUGCAAGCUGGUAACAUGACUAUGAUGUCCAUGUCCACAAUGCAAGCCAGUGAUAUGACUACAAUGCCUAUGUCUACAAUGCAAGCUGGUGACAUGACCAUGAUGUCCAUGUCAACAAUGAAACCUGGUGACACAACAAUGAUGCCUGGUGACAUGACCACAAUGUCAACUUCGACAACCGAAUGCAGACUUUGCCAUUCAAAAAGUGAUUCUUCUGAAGAUAUGGGCAAAGCAGGGCUAGAAUUGCCAGACAAUGAUUCUUCUAAAGAAAUUAUUGAACCAAGAAGAGAUUCUGUGGACAAUGACUCAUCUAAAGAAAUUAUGGAACCAGAAAGAGAUGGGUCUUGUGAUGGUCCAGAUUGUUUUGAUUGCAAUGAUAUGAAUAUUUGCAACCUACACAGUAAAUUUGGUAGUAAAAAAGCAGCUCGGGAUACUUUAGAAGACCUUAAAGUUCCUACAAGUAAAGAAAAACAUAUUUUGAAGCAAAUCAACGCUAUAGUAAAAAGAAAUGUUGGAUCAGUGAAUCACAUUCAGAAAUCUGAACACAAACAAGGAUAUAUGAAAUCAAAUCUUGAUUUGAGCUUAUUUAGCAUAUUUGCUCCAAGAAGAAAAAUGCUGCGUAACACACUACAAGAUGAUGGUACCAUUGAUGCUAAGUAGGGAUCAUAGAAAUCAUAAUAAUACUUAUUGUCAGCUACCCUGUACCUAUGUAUAUCUAAAAAUUAGCUAGCAUAAAUUAUUUGGUGAAAUCAUUGUAAGUAAGUACAUAGGUAGAUAUUUGCUGACAUUAUAUAGAUACCUAUCUGAGAGUAUGAAAUAAAAAUUUGUUAACUAGGUA
Molecule: messenger RNA, 1881 nt
Organism: Planococcus citri (citrus mealybug)
Lineage: Eukaryota; Metazoa; Arthropoda; Insecta; Hemiptera; Pseudococcidae
Exons: 6
Coding region: 117-1703 (528 amino acids)
Source: RefSeq, a predicted model, not a curated record